Molecule: messenger RNA, 804 nt
Organism: Didymodactylos carnosus
Lineage: Eukaryota; Metazoa; Rotifera; Eurotatoria; Philodinida; Philodinidae
Source: the annotation of a GenBank genome assembly
AUGGAUGGUCCUGGUUCGGAGUUACUACAAUUCUGUUCUCGCGGAAUGUUUAUUGACAUUCAUGAUGACUUGUAUAUUGCAGACACAUGUAAUCAUCGUGUCAUGAAAUAUCCUCUCUAUGGAUGGCCGUCCAUAGUAGCAGGUACAACUGGUAUAAAUGGAUCUAGUUCCACUCUGUUGAAUCGACCAUCUAAAGUGUCAGUUGAUUACAACCAAAAUAUCUAUGUCGGUGAUGCAGGGAACUAUCGUGUUCAACGUUUUCCUCGCGGUUCAAAGGAGGGAACCACAGUAGCCGGAACUGGCGUACCGGGCUUUGCUUCCAAUACGAUGUUUUGGAUGAAUGGAAUGUAUCUAGAUGCUAAGCAAAAUCUCCUCUAUUUGGCAGACGGCAACAACCAGCGGGUAGUUGUGUGGCGCUCCACAGGCGGGUUUAAUAACAGUUUAUAUGUCAUCACAGUACGAGGGUCUCCUGAAGACGUGAAUGUAGAUGAAGAAGGCAAUGUUUUUGUACUGGAUUUUUUCGAUACCCUAUUUAAAUAUCCACCUGGAUCCAAUGUCAGUACAGAUAUUUCGUCAGACUUUCAGAUUCCUCGAGCUAUGAAACUGGAUGGACGAGGCAACUUUCUAGUAGCUCAGCAAAUGAACGGCGUGAUAAAAAUGUUCUCUCUGGCGGAUGCGAAUGCCACAGGCGAUAUCAUUCUGUCUCAUUUGGACGAUCCUGUUGAUAUAGCUUUUGAUUCGAGCUAUAAUUUAUAUGUACUUGAGAGUGGACGGAAUUGGGUGAAAAGAUUUGAUAAACUAUAG